This is a messenger RNA of Aspergillus novofumigatus IBT 16806, 868 nucleotides long. RefSeq lists its product as uncharacterized. The coding region runs from base 1 to 819 and encodes 272 amino acids. The record is from RefSeq and is a predicted model, not a curated record. NCBI's taxonomy places the organism in Eukaryota, Fungi, Ascomycota, Eurotiomycetes, Eurotiales, Aspergillaceae. The transcript is spliced from 4 exons.
AUGACGAUAUUGCUCGGUCCCAAGUCGGAUCGGGCGAUUGAACUGCUGCGGUUUCGGUGGGUGGAGGAUUCCUCGUUGGAGGAGGCGUCGCCGGUUGAGGUUUCUCGACGCUUCGACGAGAUGUGGAGAGACCUUCCCACUGGACUCACCACGACGGCCUGUCUCAUGGUGACUCCCCCAGCCUUAGAGUCAGUCCUCAAUUCACCACUUCCUUCUUCAGCGCCCCUGAGAGACCGAAAGGAGAUUCCAUACGUGGUUGCAGUCUCCAGGCAAAUCCCCCAGCCCGUCUACACCUUCACCCUCGACAGCUCGGGAGAAACAGUCACCUGCGCAGACAGACCAGUCUUCCACCUCACCACCCAGAAAUCCAAACCACAUCUUACCGUCUUGCGUCUCCCACCGCCAGGACCAAGGUCUCCAGCGCCUAUCCCCAUCGGAACCUGCACCGUCCACAAGUUCCCCUCUAGCAAGGUGGACAUCACACUUCACGGCCACGAAUUCCUACUCAAGCGCGACCUCCUCAAAAGCGAUAACCACCACUUCGAUUACCCACCUCUAGGGCACUUCAAAUGGAAGCCCGAUGCAUGGGGAGGGAGUAAACUGGAGUUGUUUGACAACGAGCGGCGGUUGUUAGCAAGAUACCACAAGAAGCUAUCCUUGAAAGGCCAGGGGCAGCAGAUUGAAGUGUUUGUGCAAGGAGAUGAGCGGUUCGUGGAGAUGGUGGUUGUGACGGCGUUGGCGAUGAGGCAUUAUAUUGAGGUGGAGAAUAAGGAUAUUAAGAAGGUGACUGACAUUCUUGAUGCUGUGGGCGGGGGUUAGUUGACCAAUCAUUAUAUACAAAUUAAUCCAUGUAUCACGUAUAGGCCAU